UUAUAAACUCAGCGUCUUGCUGCGAUUGAAAAAUACUACUCAAACUCGAGAAUUGUGGCUUUCUGUCAAGAGUAGAGAGCAUGCAAGGAAUCAAGAUAAGGUAGGUGUGUACUUGUGCUUAGCCUUAACCUUAGCUUGCAGAGACAAUUGGGGAUGAGCUAGACUAGUUGCAUGGCUAGAGCUGCCAAAGACUGUGUACCAGCUUCUUGCUAACUACUUUAGACAACCUGCAAUGCAGUCGCAUUCAGAUAGUCUUCCCAAGAUCAGAUUUUAGAGUUCUGAAUCUUGGAAGGAAGUCUCUUGACUUGCCAUUGAAGAAGGCAUCAUGAUUUGAGAACUUUCUUUUGCGUAUUUUGUUUUGAACUCGGAUGGUUAGCUUAAUAUAGGAAUGCUUACCAAGGAAAAGACGGGAUAAAUGCAUCACAUACAUAGUUCACCGAGGUUGACUUUGAGGAAUUCUAGCUUGAGAAUGGAAUUUCCAAGCAUAAAUGGGGAGAAUAAACAUUAUGGCACGCCAAGGAACCCAUGUGCACCCGAUCGCGUGCCUGGAGGAUCUUCCAGUGGUUCUGCUGUUGCAGUAGGAGCUAUGCUUGUCGAUUUCUCCCUAGGAACCGACACUGGAGGAAGUGUAAGAGUUCCCGCAUCAUAUUGUGGAAUUCUUGGAUUUCGGCCUUCACAUAAUGCCGUUAGCACUGUUGGAGUCAUUCCCAUGGCACAAAGUUUUGAUACAGUGGGGUGGUUUGCUAGGGAACCAAGUGUCUUGAAGCAGGUCGGUUGUGUUCUUCUCGAGUUGCCUGAUGAAGAUCCCAUUAGACCUAGUCAGAUCAUUAUUCCGCGAGAUUGUUUCCAGCUUUUAAGCAUUCCAACUGAGCGACUGACUCAAGCUCUUGUAAGAUCAGUUGAGAAAUUACAUGGAGGAGGUGAUAUAAUUAAGCACAGCGUCCUUGGGGACUACGUCAGAGACAACGUUCCGGCCUUGAGUUCUUUCCGAUCUGAAAUAAAUGAGGAUCAUGUAAACAACAUACCAUCUUUGGCAGCUCUUUCUAGUGCAAUGCGGUUGCUUCAGAGGUAUGAGUUCAAGAAUAACCAUAAGGAAUGGGUCUCUGCUGUCAAUCCUGAUUUGGGCCCGGGAAUAUCAGAUCGGGUCAGGGAAGCCCUCCAGACGACUGAGGAAAAUAUUGAUGUCUGUCGGUCAGUGAAGAAAGAAUUCCAUGCUGCUCUUACUUCCCUACUUGGGGAUUUCGGUAUCCUUGCAAUCCCCACGGUUCCUGGACCUCCGCCAAAGCUACAAACAGAUUCAUCUGCCCUGGAAGUUUUUCGUGCUAAGGCAUUCAGUUUGCUUUCCAUUGCUGGUGUAUCGGGAUUCUGUCAGGUAAGCAUACCGAUGGGGCUGCAUGAUAAUUUGCCUAUCUCGAUAUCCUUGCUGGCAAAACGCGGCGCUGAUGGGUUCCUGUUAGACCUCGUCGAGACACUGUAUGAGUCUCUUAAGGAACAAAUUGCUAUUGCAGAGAAAUCAGCUUGACGUAUGUAUGUCUGAUCAAUUUCCUGAGACAGUUCUAGCUAUAUUUACGGGCCGAUAUCCUACUGUUUCUUGCUCUAUUGUGCCCCCUUGUACUUAUGUUGCAUGCUGUUCGGCGUAGUGCCAACUCUCUGCGAUUUUCUUGAGGCUGGUCCUGAGAAAAAAUGGCCCGCUUGUUUAUAUUCUGAAUGGAUUUAUGGGUGCUCAUUGGGACACUGAGCAUUUUGCAACCAAGUGCUUGUGGAAUCGUCAUAUUGGUAAGGAACAAGGUCUGUGUUA
Rhodamnia argentea is the source of this 1798-nucleotide messenger RNA. Its product is annotated as amidase 1-like. The transcript has 8 exons. Lineage: Eukaryota; Viridiplantae; Streptophyta; Magnoliopsida; Myrtales; Myrtaceae. Bases 416 to 1522 code for a protein of 368 amino acids. The record is from RefSeq and is a predicted model, not a curated record.